Mugil cephalus (flathead mullet) is the source of this 3570-nucleotide messenger RNA. RefSeq names its product cadherin 1, type 1, E-cadherin (epithelial) (gene cdh1). Gene Ontology annotation, molecular function: calcium ion binding; cadherin binding. The record is from RefSeq and is a predicted model, not a curated record. Gene Ontology annotation, cellular component: catenin complex; adherens junction; cytoplasm. Gene Ontology annotation, biological process: calcium-dependent cell-cell adhesion; multicellular organism development; cell-cell junction assembly. Bases 254 to 2953 code for a protein of 899 amino acids. NCBI's taxonomy places the organism in Eukaryota, Metazoa, Chordata, Actinopteri, Mugiliformes, Mugilidae. The transcript has 18 exons.
UAUCUGUAUUCAGGUGUGUUCAGCCUGUGUGACCAUAUCAGGAACCCGGAACCUGCGCACCUGUGUGGUGACGUCAUAUGCCGAAAGUACCUGUAGCAACUCGCCCAGCUGAAAGACUCAGUCAACUACUUUCGGGAGAGGAAGGCGGUCCGACAACAAUUCUCCGAGGGAUAUAUUUACAACUAAAUUCUUUUCAUCGUUCAUUUUUGACACUUUCUUUUUGUGACAAACGUUAAAAAGAGGAUCCAGACAGAUGGGGGCCGCUUGGUUCGCGGUUUUGGGCGUUUUAAUCGUCGUUUUCCAGGUUUCAACCAUAGCGACUGCUAAUGAGUCAACGUGUGUACCUGGAUUUCAGUCAGACGUGUUGAUUUUCAAAGUGUAUAAGAAGAUCCUGACGCAGGGCACAAGGAUCGGCAAAGCUGACUUCACUGACUGCACAGACCGCGCAAGAUUCGUUUUCAGUAGUGAUGAUGGACGUUUCGUGGUACAGUCAGAUCAAACGCUAAAAGUAAAGAGACAGGUUGUUCUCCAUGAAGGGCAUAGAGACUUCUUCAUCCACUCCUGGGACUCACAAGGUCGCAAAAUGACUGUUCCUGUCAGGGUAUUAUACGAUGGGCAUCACAUGGACCACCCCCAAGAGGUUGAACAUCAACAUGGGGACCACACACGUCACAACCAUCAGCACCACCUUACUGAAACAGGCUCUGCUAGUAACACAGAGGUACCCAUUCUGUAUUUCCCGAAGUCUGGUGAAGGACUAAGGAGGAGAAAGAGAGACUGGGUUAUUCCUCCAAUCUCUGUUUCUGAGAAUGCCGGAGGACCCUAUCCUUUAUAUGUGUCUCAGAUCCGUUCUAGUGAAGAUGCAAAAAAGAAGAUCUUUUACAGCAUCACUGGCCCAGGAGCUGAUGAGACUCCUAUUGGUCUUUUCACUAUGGACAGAAUCAGUGGUGUUCUGUAUCUCACACAACCACUUGACAGAGAGACACAGACGAACUACAUGUUAAAAGCGCAUGCUGUGGCAGAAGGUUCGGGAACAGCUGAGGACCCUAUGGAUAUUAUAGUCAACGUAAUUGACCAGAAUGAUAACAAGCCUACUUUCACUCAAGAGACCUUCACUGGAGCAGUUGCUGAGGCCUCGCCAAUUGGUUUUGAGGUAUUACAGGCUCUGGCCAUAGAUCUUGAUGAGCCAAAUAAUGCCAACUCAGACAUUCGCUACAUUAUUUUGGACCAGGAGCCAAAGCAGCCUGCUGACAACCUGUUUGCGAUCAACCCAUUAACUGGAGUCAUAAGAGUCAAUGCUGGUGGCCUGGACAGAGAGAAAUACCCACAAUACACUCUAAGGAUCCAAGCAGCAGAUAUGAAGGGAGAUGGCUUAAUUGGACUAACAAAAGUAAUCCUGGAUGUCACUGAUAGCAACGACAAUGCUCCAACCUUCACUCAGUCCUCUUAUGAGGCAACAGUUGAAGAAAAUAAAGUGGACACCUUGGUUGUGAAAUUAUCUGUAGACGAUAAAGAUGAGCCAAAUACCCCAGCCUGGAAAGCCAAGUUCACGAUUGUUAGUGGUGAUCCUAAAGGUUUUUUCACUGUGAAAACAGGAAGUGAAGGACGUGAAGGAAUCAUUACUACUGCCAAGGGUCUUGACUUUGAGACGACCAGCAAGUACACUCUGUUAGUUGCAGUGGAAAAUGAGGUUCCUUUUGCUACUCCACUGCCCACUUCCACUGCCACAGUGGUGGUGAAUGUGCAGGAUGUCAAUGAAGCUCCAGUAUUUAAUCCGCCAGAGAAGCUUGUGGCAAAACGGGAAGACCUUGCUGUCGACAGUGAGGUGGCGGUUUACACUGCUUCUGACCCAGACACCGCCCGAAAACAGAAAGUCAUGUAUAAAAUAAUUAGUGACCCUGCAGGCUGGCUGAAGGUGGCAAAUAAUACAGGGCUGAUUACGGUGAAAAGUUCAAUGGACAGAGAGUCCAUCUUUGUCAAGGGUGACAAAUACACAGCAUUCAUUGGUGCAUAUGAUAAUGAUGACAUCCCAGCCACAGGAACUGGUACUCUGAUCAUUCAGCUUCAAGAUGUUAAUGACAAUGCACCCACCAUUCAGGAACGUUUCUUCAAGGUUUGUAACAAGAAUCCAGCUCCUCAGCUGCUGACGGUCACCGAUAAAGAUGGAUCUGACUUUGCUUCUCCAUACAGUGUCAGUGUUCAGCACGCGUCAAGGUCAAAUUGGACUGCAAGGAUGAAUGAGUCAAAAACGGGCAUUGUCCUGAAUUUAAUAACUGAGCUGCCCAUUGGAGAGUACACUGUGGGCCUGGAUGUUGCAGACAUUGGGGGCUUGUCACAGGCCUCCACCAUCCUGGCCACAGUUUGUGACUGCACUGGAGAAGAAGUUGUCUGCAAAGGACGUAUUGCAGGUGGCAUUGAACUGCCUGCCAUCCUGGGAAUACUUGCUGGAAUCAUGUUGCUGCUUAUGCUGGUGCUGCUGUUGCUGUUGUUUGCAAGACGGAGGAGAGGAGAGAAGAAGGAGCCUCUUCUGAAGGAAGAUGACAUCAGAGACAACAUCUAUUACUAUGAUGAAGAGGGUGGUGGAGAGGACGAUCAGGACUAUGAUCUGAGUGUUCUCCACCGUGGUCUGGAUAACCGGCCCGAAGUGUUCAGGAAUGAUGUUGUGCCAAAUUUCAUGCCAGCUCCUCAGUACCGGCCUCGCCCUGCUAAUCCGGAGGAGAUUGGCAACUUCAUUGAUGAUAACCUGAAGACAGCAGACAAUGACCCCACAGCGCCGCCCUAUGACUCUCUGCUGGUGUUCGACUAUGAGGGUGCUGGCUCUAAUGCAGGAAGCCUUUCCUCUCUGAACUCAUCAAGCAGUGGAGACCAAGACUAUGACUGUCUCAGUGAAUGGGGCCCUCGCUUCAAGAAACUGGCUGACAUGUACGGAGGAGGAGAAGAUGACAUGUUGUAAAUUUACCUAAAAAAAAAUCCUGUUAAUUUUGCUGUGGAUUGAGGUUUGUCUUUUCAGUGCCGUCUUAUUAGCUGCCGAUGACCACUGCUUGGAAGCCAAAGGAUGCGCUUGUUUGGUUUUUUUAUACAUGAGUUCCCUAUUUUGAAUUAUUUUGAAUAGUUAAUUGUUGUGUGCCUGUAAUUUUACAUUCCUGUUUGACUUAAAGAAUAGAGACUAAAAAUUCUUUGUUUUUCUGGCUGCAGUGCUCUAGUUCUGUGUUUUAGCUUCUAAUGCUGGACACACACAGACCUGCAAAUGCACUGCUAACAUUUUUGUAAUAUCGUCAAAGUAUGAUACUUUAUUUUUUAUUUGUUUUACGGUGUUUGUACUAUUGUUUUGCAUUUCUGUUUAUGAUAAAUUAGUAAUAAUCAAGCUGAAAUCCACAAAGUAUGCCAAUGUCACAUCACCCUCUGGUGCAUUAAUAAAUUCUUUUUUUUUUCCUUUUUUUUAACUGUUGGAUAUGUUAAGGUUAUGUCUUUAUUACUCUGCAAUAUAAUAGUUAAUAGUUAUUUUCAGAGGUAUUUCAUCACAAAUGACUGUUGUAUUAGAUCUUUUUUUAUAAAUUUAUCUUAAUACAA